This is a messenger RNA of Helobdella robusta, 1248 nucleotides long. RefSeq lists its product as hypothetical. The coding region runs from base 1 to 1248 and encodes 415 amino acids. The record is from RefSeq and is a predicted model, not a curated record. Gene Ontology annotation, biological process: tRNA threonylcarbamoyladenosine modification. The transcript has 10 exons. NCBI's taxonomy places the organism in Eukaryota, Metazoa, Annelida, Clitellata, Rhynchobdellida, Glossiphoniidae. Gene Ontology annotation, cellular component: mitochondrion.
AUGUUUAAUUUAAGAAACAUCACUUUCAAAUUUGACGUAUUCACAUUAAAUAAAAAAUUUGAAGUUUUUCCAUUAGUUGUGCGUAAGAAAUUUUACCGGAGAAUUGUGUUAGGCAUCGAAACAAGCUGUGAUGACACCGGAGCGGCCAUCGUAAGUGAAGAUGGGUCCUUGUUGGGAGAAGCCAUCAAUUCACAAACUAAUAUUCAUGUUCAGGCAGGAGGCAUAGUACCUCCAGUUGCAAGGAAUCUUCAUAGAGAUAAUAUAGACGGAGUCGUUGAUGAAGCACUCUCACAAGCUAACCUCUCUCUAAAUGAUAUAGAUGUGGUUGCAACAACAAUAAAGCCAGGAUUGGCCUCUUGCCUAUCAGUUGGCCUGCAGUACACUAAGAAUAUACUACAACGACAACACAGAAGGAAACAAUUUAUACCCAUCCACCACAUGGAAGCACACGCUCUCACCAUCAGAUUCAUCAACAGCAUCUCAUUUCCCUACCUGGUGCUGUUGAUAAGUGGCGGGCACAGUUUGUUGAGUGUCGUACGAGGGGUCGAUGAUUUUGUUCUGCUGGGCAGGGGAAUUGAUGAUGCACCUGGGGAAGUCUUCGAUAAGGUUGCCAGACGAUUGCGCCUGAAAGACCUCCCCCAGUGCACCAACCUGAGUGGGGGUCAGUCCAUUGAAGUGGUGGCUUCAGGAGGCAAUCCUUUUCGUUACCCCCUCUUCCCCAUCAUGACCAGGCUGGCUGAUUGCAACUUCAGUUUCUCUGGACUGAAGUCUUGGGCGAUGAGGACGAUUGAAGAGGAGGAGCUUGAACAGGGUGUGUUGCUCUGUGAAGGUCACAUAUCGAAUCUGGCAGACUUCUGUGCUACUUUUCAGUACAUGGUGUUCCACCACAUUUGUAGAAGGGUGCAGAGGGGGCUGUUGUUCUGUGGGAUGAAAGGCCUACUUGGGGAAAGUGUCAAUAAUUUGGUGAUAUCAGGAGGUGUGGCCAGCAACCAGUGUGCUCGUCUCAUGAUGUCACAAUUGUGUCAACAUUAUGAUUGUCAUGUUUUGACUCCUCCCCCAAAAUUAUGCACUGAUAAUGGAAUCAUGGUUGCAUGGAAUGGAGUGGAGUUGUUGAGAGCCAACAGGAGAAUGUACGAUGAUGCCUCAUGUUUCCAAGUUCAACCAAAGUGUCCACUCGGAGUUGACCUCACCCAUGAUGUCAGAUCUUCCUGCAUAAAAUUACCAAAAAUAAAAUUACUGAACAGCUGA